GUCGAUCGCGUCUUGGGGCCUAUAAGAUUUUCCCCGCCGCCCCCACAGAAAGCUGUGUCCCUUUCCACUCUUCUACGAUCUCAAAGAAAAAUCACAACCACCGACUCAAUCUCAAAGGUAGAGCCCACAGAAUUUGUGAAUAGAUCACAGCCGUCCAUUAGGUAAGCUGUCAUAUUUUCCCAACCCGUCAAAAAAGCAAAUAUUUUAAGAAACAGCCGAAGAAGCUCGCAUGAAGUGUCGUGGAAAGUGCGAACGCACACCUCCAUACUUAAUACAGCUCUAUAUAAACCCUCCGACACGCCCACGGAGUGAUCGAGAAAAUGCUCAAAUGGCGAGCCUGAGGAGACUGAAUAAGCUGGACCCCAUGGGCAAGUCCUCCAAAUCUGUUGUUAAGUGCAAGAAGCACCCAAAACACCGGCAGUCGCCGGGCGUUUGCUCACGUUGUCUGAACGAAAAACUAUCUCAGCUCUCAUCCAGUUCUGGUUCACGAAGAACCUCUUCCCCUUCUGGUUCCGGAUCCUGUUCUUCUUCUCCUUCUUCGUUAUCAUCUUAUUAUUCUUCUUCUUCGGCUUCUUCUUGUUCUUCUCCUGUGCAUUUGACCAACAUGGAGGGAAAGAUCAUCAGUUCAUUAUCGUUUCUGUUGAAUAGCAAGAAUGGGCUCACUAAGAGCAGAUCCUUGGUUUUCUUUCCAAGAGUGAACAGGCCGCGUGGGGAUGAUGACGAUGAUAUGAGGAACUAUAAGAAGAAAGGUGGGUUUUGGUCGAAGAUUCUUCGUGCAACAAGUAAGAGGCAGACGGAGGAAACUUUGAUGCACUCUAGGACCAUGAGAGAGAUCGUCAUGACUACUGAUGAAUGAUAGGAUAUUCUUCGAAUACAUCCAUGGAGACCAGCUUCUUGCUUUGUUUGUCAUAUGCAUUGCUUAAUUUUUCUCUCUUCUUAAAUGAGAACUGUAUCUAUUAGGUUUUACAGAAACAGAGAAGAAAAAGAGAGAGAGAGAGAGAUCAAUGAAAUGAAGAGAUAUACGUACAAUAAUGCAGUAAGACAAGAAAUAUAUUCAAUUUUUUUAUGUAUACGAUUAUAUUUGUGCAGUUCUAUAUAUUGAUUUUCAGGUU
This is a messenger RNA of Juglans microcarpa x Juglans regia, 1112 nucleotides long. RefSeq lists its product as uncharacterized. The transcript has a single exon. Lineage: Eukaryota; Viridiplantae; Streptophyta; Magnoliopsida; Fagales; Juglandaceae. The record is from RefSeq and is a predicted model, not a curated record. The coding region runs from base 230 to 856 and encodes 208 amino acids.